GGCGCCCCCGGCCCCGCACUCCUGCCGCACCAUGGCCGCGCUCUGGACGCUCGUCCUCACUGCCUCCUGCAUGCUGACCGCAAUACCGGACCUCGCCUGGGCGGGGCACUCGAGCGGUAGCAGCAGCAGCAGCAGCUCGGAGGCCUCCGUGUCGUCGUCCGAGGAGAGCUUGUCGGCGAGGCUCGAGUCCAGGAUCCACCGCUGUGUGCGCGGUGCCUCUCCGGGGCUCGUCCUCCCCGUGGGCAACUUUGAACAGCUCACCAAGGUGGAGGCGUGCGCCGAUGACGGCAUGUCCGCGUUGUUCGGCGGCACCCCGGCCCCCGCCGUCAAGGACCAGAUAAACGGCUGCGUCGACGGCAAGGCUUUCCCGGACGCCGUUAUGCCCGCCGUCAAUUUGUUCAAGGACUGCGUGACGCGGGCGCUCACAUGAACACGGCCUGAACUUUCUGCGAAGCUGUUCAGUCAAACUUGUGUUUUGAAAAUGCUAAUAAAAUUGUUACGACACCACACAAAAUUA
Molecule: messenger RNA, 517 nt
Organism: Frankliniella occidentalis (western flower thrips)
Lineage: Eukaryota; Metazoa; Arthropoda; Insecta; Thysanoptera; Thripidae
Exons: 3
Coding region: 32-430 (132 amino acids)
Source: RefSeq, a predicted model, not a curated record